Molecule: messenger RNA, 420 nt
Organism: Cylindrotheca closterium
Lineage: Eukaryota; Bacillariophyta; Bacillariophyceae; Bacillariales; Bacillariaceae
Source: the annotation of a GenBank genome assembly
AUGGACUCCAAAUUCCAUUCUGUGAAGAAUUCCACUCGCCAAGAGAGACCCGAAGUCACUUUGAGCUCUACCAAAAGCGAAUACACUGGUCUCAGUUAUGCAUUGCGUGAAGCGAUUCCCCUCAUGAACCUACUCAAGGAAAUGAAGAGGCAUGGAAUCCCUGUCCUGGAUCAUCGCCCAAAAGUCCAUUGCAGAGUCUUUGAAGACAAUAGUGGAGCAUUGGAAAUGGCAAAAAUCCACAAGUGGAGAACCAGGACAAAACACCUCUGCACAAAACUGCACCACUUUAGGUCAUAUGUAAUGAGGAAGGAAAUUACCAUUCAUCCUAUUGAUACUGAGGAUCAACCAGCUGAUAUACUGACAAAUCCACUGGCCGUCCAACUCUUUAUCAAGCAUAGGAAAUGGUUAAUUGGCUGGUAA